Hevea brasiliensis (rubber tree) is the source of this 1543-nucleotide messenger RNA. Its product is annotated as L-tryptophan--pyruvate aminotransferase 1-like. The transcript has 5 exons. Bases 79 to 1275 code for a protein of 398 amino acids. Gene Ontology annotation, molecular function: transaminase activity; carbon-sulfur lyase activity. Lineage: Eukaryota; Viridiplantae; Streptophyta; Magnoliopsida; Malpighiales; Euphorbiaceae. Gene Ontology annotation, biological process: amino acid metabolic process. The record is from RefSeq and is a predicted model, not a curated record.
GUUACACCAUCUUAUAAUAUUUCCGGUUAGAGAGAGAAAAGAAAAAGGAAAGUAAGAGAAGAGGAGAAGUAAGGAAAAAUGGUUGGACAAGCCUACGAUACCAAGAACUCCAUUUCUGCUACUAAUCCCACCAAGAAAGUUGGUCUCUCCCCAGAUUCCAUUAUCAAUCUCGAUCAAGGAGAUCCGACAAUUUUUGAGUCGUAUUGGAGGAAGAUGGGUGACAAGUGUACGACGAAGAUUUCAGGUACUGACUGUAUGAGCUACUUCAGUGAUGUUGGGAACUUAUGCUGGUUUCUGGAGCCACAGCUCUCCGAUGCGAUCAAGGGGCUGCAUCGUACAGUUUGUAAUGCAGUAACAGAAGAUCGAUACAUGGUGGUGGGGACUGGCUCAACACAGCUGUUUCAGGCUGCGCUUUACGCUCUCAGUUCUCCUAGUGGGAACGAAAGCAUCAGUGUUGUGUGCGCUGCCCCCUACUACUCGUCAUACAAGGAGGAGACAGAAUUCCUGCAAUCAGGGCUCUAUAAGUGGGCUGGCGAUGCAUCUGCCUUUGAUAAGGAUGGACCUUACAUUGAGGUUGUCACCUCACCAAACAAUCCUGAUGGUGCUAUCCGAGAAGCUGUGGUGAACAGAGAGGAAGGCAAACUUAUCCAUGAUCUUGCCUAUUACUGGCCACAAUACACACCCAUUACUUGCCCAGCAGAUUAUGAUAUCAUGCUGUUUACAUUUUCCAAAAGCACUGGACAUGCUGGUUCCCGAAUUGGAUGGGCUCUGGUUAAGGAUAAAGUGGUGGCCAGGAAGAUGACUAAAUUCAUAGAGGUUAGCUCCAUUGGCGUGUCUAAAGAAUCGCAGCUCCGAGCGGCAAAGAUCCUGGGAGUUCUUAUUGAAAACUGCAAGCAUUUUGGGACCGCUGAUUCCAAUAGCUUCUUCGGGUAUAGCCAGGGCCUCAUGACCAAAAGAUGGGAGAAAUUGCGAGAUGUUGUUAAAAACAGUCAAAUUUUCAGUCUGCCAAAGUACCCAAAAGAGUGGUGCAACUUCACUGGAAAGUACACAGAAUCACAUCCUGGUUUUGCAUGGUUGAAGUGCAAGGAGGAGACAGACUUUGAAAUUCUAUUAAGAUCACAAAAGAUAUUGACAAGGGGUGGGGAGCGUUUCGGAGUUGGUCGACAGUACGUCAGGAUCAGCUUGCUCAGUCAAGAAGAAGCAUUUAACCUUUUUCUGGAGAGAUUAUCAGCAAUCAAAGGGCAAGGCAUUAUCAGUGACGAAAAUCCUUUGUAACGAGUCAUAUGGCACACCUGACAGAGCAGGGACUUAGAACCACCUAAACUUUAGACAUAUUAAGAGGGCAUAGUAGUUUUAUCCUUAUUGUUUGUAACACCAAGGAUGAUAAUUGUAGCUUAGAUUCAUCCAUCAGGAUGUUAUGCCCAUUUCAUUUGCAGCUUUUGAGUUAUGUGGGUAAUAAAUAGAGCUUAAAGGGUAAGUUUGAAUCUGUGUAAACAAAGUAAUUCCUGACAGGAUUUACUAUUUUAUCCGAUAAAAAACUGUU